This is a messenger RNA of Lottia gigantea (owl limpet), 817 nucleotides long. RefSeq lists its product as hypothetical. Lineage: Eukaryota; Metazoa; Mollusca; Gastropoda; Lottiidae. The record is from RefSeq and is a predicted model, not a curated record. The coding region runs from base 95 to 796 and encodes 233 amino acids. The transcript is spliced from 6 exons.
CUCGGCAGUUUUCGCAAAGCAGAGCGCUAGAAGAACUUCAACGGUAAUCGUCGGCAGUUUCCAUAAAGCUGAAUCUGAACUUUUAUGGUUGAAAAUGGAUGUAUCAGAAGAUCCAAAUUUUAAGACAUCAUCGGAUGGACUUACGCACUGUCGGGACCUCAUUAAAGCUAGAGAUGGUCUGACGAAAGAGGAAAUAGCAAAAACUUUUGACGCUUGGGUUGUUAAAGGAACUUACGAAUCGGACACAUCAAGGCUGGGCUAUGUCGGACCCCAGGUCACAGCCGAAACCGUCUCUAAACUUUAUGACGAUGUUCAGCGUGAACGUAUUAAAAUACUCGACGUUGCUGCUGGUACUGGCUUGCUAUCGCGAGAGCUAAGAAAAUAUGGAUUUAAGAAUAUUGACGGUGUUGAUCCCAGCGAGAAAUCAAAAGAAUUGGCAAUGAAAGAUGGUCUAUAUGAUAGAUAUGUGGUAGAUUUUGUUGAUGAGCAUGAUCUUGAUAUUCAAUCAGAGUAUUAUGAUUGUGUAACAUCUUCAGGAGGAUUUUCUAUAGGAUUAAUGUCUUGUAGUUCAAUAAAGGAAUUCAUCCGAGUUGCUAAAAUAGGUGGUAUAAUAUGUUUCAGUUUGACAAAUUAUGUUGUAACUGCUGGUGAAAAGUACAUGGACAGGUUCGAACCUUGUCUGGUGCAGUAUGAGGACUCGGGUGUUUGGCAAAGACUCAGUAAAACUCAUGUGAAAUCCUAUUACGACAAUGCUCCUGGAAUAAUUUAUGUUUUUACUAAAAUAAAAUCUUUAUAAAUAUGGUGUUUAAUCUUUCCA